Pteropus alecto (black flying fox) is the source of this 2939-nucleotide messenger RNA. It is a transcript of the gene RAB11FIP4, whose product is annotated as RAB11 family interacting protein 4. Gene Ontology annotation, cellular component: recycling endosome membrane; cleavage furrow; endocytic vesicle. The transcript is spliced from 12 exons. Gene Ontology annotation, biological process: endocytic recycling; regulation of cytokinesis. Lineage: Eukaryota; Metazoa; Chordata; Mammalia; Chiroptera; Pteropodidae. Bases 88 to 1581 code for a protein of 497 amino acids. The record is from RefSeq and is a predicted model, not a curated record.
GGCAGCAAGGUGCCAGGCCCAACCUUUGCUGAUGGUGAGAUCCUCCCCAGGGAGCCCGGCUUCUUUCCUGAGGAUGAAGAGGAGGCUAUGACGCUGGCUCUACCUGAGGGCCCCCCGGAGUCAGACAUGGGCAGCCCCAUGGAAAGCACCCAGAGCCUGGAGGGAUCAGUCAGGAGUCCCACCGAGGAGAAAGACGGGGGCCUGGAGAGCCUGUUCUUGCCAGAGGACAAGCCCCUGGCCCAUACUCCAUCCACGACGACAUCAGACCUCUCCACACACUCCACCACCUCGCUCGUCAGCAACGAGGAGCAGUUUGAAGACUAUGGGGAGGGGGACGAUGUGGACUGCGCCCCCAGCAGCCCCUGCCCUGACGACGAGACCAGGACCAAUGUCUACUCGGACCUGGGAUCUUCAGUAUCUUCCAGUGCAGGGCAGACACCUAGGAAAAUGCGGCAUGCAUAUAACAGUGAAUUGCUGGAUGUUUACUGCUCUCAGUGCUGUAAGAAAAUCAACUUGCUGAAUGACUUGGAAGCCCGACUGAAAAACCUGAAGGCCAACAGUCCCAACCGAAAGAUCUCUAGCACGGCCUUUGGAAGGCAGCUCAUGCACAGCAGCAACUUCAGCAGCAGUAAUGGCAGCACUGAGGAUCUGUUCCGGGACAGCAUUGACUCUUGUGACAAUGACAUCACAGAGAAGGUUAGCUUUCUGGAAAAAAAAGUGACAGAACUGGAGAAUGACAGCCUGACAAAUGGGGACCUGAAGAGCAAGCUGAAGCAGGAGAACACCCAGCUGGUGCACAGGGUGCACGAGCUGGAGGAGAUGGUGAAGGAUCAGGAGACCAUGGCCCAGCAGGCCCUGGAGGAGGAGGCUCGGCGGCACCACGAGGCCUACAGCAAGCUGGAGAGGGAGAGGAGCACCGAGAUCGAGCUGCUCCACACCAGGGUGCAGCAAUUAGAAGAGGAAAAUACUGAGCUUAGAACAACAGUGACUCGGCUCAAGUCACAAACAGAGAAACUGGAUGAGGAGCGGCAGCGCAUGUCCGACCGGCUGGAGGACACCAGCCUGCGGCUCAAGGAUGAGAUGGACCUGUACAAACGCAUGAUGGACAAGCUGCGGCAGAACCGCCUUGACUUCCAAAAGGAGCGGGAGGCGACGCAGGAGCUCAUCGAGGACUUGCGGAAGGAGCUGGAGCACCUGCAGAUGUACAAGCUGGACUGUGAGCGGCCAGGCAGGGGCCGCGGUUCAUCCUCCAGCUUGGGCGAGUUCAAUGCCAGGGCCCGCGAGGUGGAGCUGGAGCAUGAGGUCAAGCGGCUCAAACAGGAGAAUCAUAAGCUGCGGGAUCAGAAUGAUGACCUGAAUGGACAGAUCUUGAGCCUUAGCCUCUAUGAAGCAAAGAACCUCUUUGCCACUCAGACCAAAGCCCAGUCUCUGGCUGCGGAAAUAGACACAGCCUCGCGCGAUGAGCUCAUGGAAGCCCUCAAGGAGCAGGAGGAAAUCAACUUCCGGCUGCGGCAGUACAUGGACAAGAUCAUCCUCGCCAUCCUGGACCAUAACCCCUCUAUCCUUGAGAUCAAACACUGAGACAAGGGGCUGGCUGCAGAGCAGCCUCGGGACCCUGGGACCCUGGGACCCUGGGACCAAGGGGCAGACCCUGCCUAAGGACAUGACCCCAGCCGGGCCCCACGCAUACACUGUAAAUGUGUCUCUGGCCACCAUGUAACGUGUACUGGUGUGGGUGUGGGGAGGCUAUGCACACAGCAAGGGGUGAACGUGCGGCCGUGGCUGACAGUGACAUCUGCACGGUUAGCUGUCCAUGUACUUUGUGGUCCCUUUGCAAGGGACAGAGAGUCCUGGAGGUGGGAGGAGGUGAGGUCUGUUUUUAGGAGUUACUGUAAUAUCAAGAACUGGAAGCUUGCAUUUCAGAUACUGGAUAAAAUGAUUCUACCUCUGGGGAUGAGGAUUAAGAAAUACUCUAGGGAAACAGGCUCUUUCACCCCACCCUAUUCCCCCUGGGGGUGGGAGCAAAAGUAUGACCUUUUCCAGGAGUUCGAAUGCCCAACAGAUAUGUCCUUGCCAACCUCUUUGGCCGCCUUUCAAGCCCAGGUGCUCAAGCUCAGAGAGGAGGAAGGAGCGUUUGAGGGGACGUGAGGAGGGGCCCUCAGCAUCCUCCUCUGUGCUGUCAGCCCCUGCGAUGCUUGUGCACAGUGUGUCCAAAGGAUUCGGGCUUGCCAAGGAGCUCGCAUGGGGCAACUUUCCUUCCGAGAGUCCCCCUUACACUUCCCCAUCCCUGCUUACCUACCUCUCCCUUUCUGUUUUUGGUUUGUUUUUAAGACAGUGAAAAAUAAGCAGCAUUCACUUGGGUGUAAAGCGAAGGAGAAGGGGGUUGGGGGACCUAGGGCAGGGGCGCUGUCUAAGGCACCUGUUGGCAUCGGGCAACCAAAGACAUGGUUUUCAGGGAGGAGCACGCUCACAUCCUCACCGGUUUCCUUCCCUUGACUGCAUUUUAAAAAGAGAAGUGAGGAUGGGUCAUCUCUCAGCUUCUGCGGGCUGGGAGUGGUGGGCCUUGCUCACCACUCCCUUUCUCCGCACAGCCGGGUGGCAGCAGGCCUGGGGUUUGGAUGUUCAGAACCUGAGCUCUGAGUUCGGCUCGGCCGGGUAGCGAGGCCCCUGCGUUACACCUUUCAGAAACAUCCCCGCGUUCGGUUCUCAGCCAGGAGGAACAGAUGCUGUGCCGGUGGGACACGCAGUCAGGGAAACUCAGUCCUCCAUCCUUGUGACACCUGUGGGAAUUCAUGCUCUGGAUUUUUAAUGAGAUAUUUCGUUCCAGGUGGCUGGGAGUAGAUACAGUACUUUCCUUUGAGUUUUCCGGUGUUUCUCAAUUUUAUAUGGCUUAUGAUUCGUUUCCUCAAUCCAAAUUUACAUAAACAUGGAUAGUCUUA